CGAUGAUCAUCUUACACAAUUUCUCGCACUGAUAGGGAGCACUAUCAAUUAGACGUCCAAUGCUGAGUGGUUGACUUCUAUUGAACCAUACUUCAGUCUUGUUGUAUCACUUGUCAGUGAUGAAAAAGGAAAAGAAGAGAUAUUAUGCAGUGGUUUCCGGACGGGUUGCCGAAGCUACGAUAUUCUCCUCUUGGGGAGAUGCGCAUCCCUAUAUUACUGGCUGCCAUUCAAUCUUCGAGGGCUUCGUAACUCUAUCUGAAGCCCAGAAGUACUUGAAUGCCAAAGGAAUAGACAAGCCUAGAUUGGUGAUUCACGAAUGCCCCAAAGAGACUCGUCCUCAAUUCUCUCGAGGGAAAUUUUAUGCAGUGGCCCUUGGUCGAAAACCAGGUGUAUAUCUCUCCUGGGAGGAUGCUGAACCACAAGUCAAUGGGUAUCCGCAUGCAUGUUAUCAGUGCUUCACGACACGUGCCCAAGCACAAGCCUUUAUUAGCAACUGGAAGGAAUCUGAUGCAGAUGUUCGCCGGAGAGAUAAUGUCACUCAACCAGCAGGCUGCCUCAGGCCGAGUGACUCGGAAUCAAGUUUCCAUGAUCUCCAGCCUCGUCAGAGAGAGGACCUGAGCGAAUGGAUCACCACCGAAAUGAGGAACCUUCACAUUACAGGAAGUAAGGAAGACAAGCUUUAGGAACUCGAUUCUGGAGUAGAACAGAAAGUAACACAGAACAAUUGCAUCAACACAUUCGCACUAGAGC
This is a messenger RNA of Aspergillus uvarum CBS 121591, 750 nucleotides long. Its product is annotated as RNase H1/viroplasmin domain-containing protein. The record is from RefSeq and is a predicted model, not a curated record. Lineage: Eukaryota; Fungi; Ascomycota; Eurotiomycetes; Eurotiales; Aspergillaceae. The transcript is spliced from 3 exons. Bases 120 to 683 code for a protein of 187 amino acids.